Molecule: messenger RNA, 2474 nt
Organism: Megalops cyprinoides (Indo-Pacific tarpon)
Lineage: Eukaryota; Metazoa; Chordata; Actinopteri; Elopiformes; Megalopidae
Gene: rab18a
Product: RAB18A, member RAS oncogene family
Exons: 7
Coding region: 106-723 (205 amino acids)
Molecular function (GO): GTPase activity; GTP binding
Source: RefSeq, a predicted model, not a curated record
GCUUCCUUACCGACGGUUGAAGCAGCAACGUCACGUCAGCUUGCGUGUGAACCCGUUAAAGUUCCCACAGUUAAAAAAAAAACACUCCAAAACAACGGGGGGAAUAUGGACGACGACGUGCUCACGACUCUGAAAAUACUGAUAAUAGGAGAAAGCGGCGUCGGGAAGUCCAGUUUGCUUUUGAGAUUCACAGAUGAUACCUUUGAUCCAGAGCUAGCAGCAACAAUUGGUGUCGAUUUCAAAGUAAAAACUAUUUCAGUGGAUGGUAACAAGGCAAAGCUUGCAAUAUGGGACACAGCCGGCCAAGAGCGCUUCAGAACCCUAACGCCAAGCUACUAUCGCGGUGCACAAGGAGUUAUCUUGGUAUAUGAUGUCACGAGACGGGAUACUUUUGCCAAGCUUGAUAACUGGCUAAACGAGCUGGAGACGUACUGUACAAGGAACGACCUCGUGAAAAUGCUGGUUGGGAACAAAAUCGAUAAGGAAAACCGGGAGCUAGACAGGAACGAAGGCCUGAAGUUUGCAAGAAAACAUUCCAUGCUUUUUAUAGAGGCGAGUGCGAAGACCCGAGAUGGAGUGCAGUGUGCGUUUGAGGAGCUGGUGGAGAAGAUCAUCCAGACCCCGGGGCUGUGGGAGAGUGAGACGCAGGGUCGGGGGGUGCGUCUGUCUGACCAGGAGGGGCGCGGCGGGGGGGGCUGUGGCGGCUACUGCUCCUUGGUGUAACCCCCACCGCCCCACCGCCCCAUCCCCCUUCACGGAGGAAACCUAACCAAACACACACACACACAGAAUGGCAAAUUUAAGGAAAGAAAGAAAAAAACAAACAGACAAGGAAAGCAUCAUUUUCCAACUAUUUAAACACAGCCUCUGAAGAGUAAAUAGCGGUUCUAUACACACGCUCGGCGGCUGGCGCUCCUAGGGACUUUGCUAUUUGCACACUCACCCCCGGUAUCAUGGCAGCGCUCUUGGAGUGUUAAACAUCGCUCCUUCCCCCCGACCCCGACCGCCCCCCCCUCACCCCGCCGAAUGACGACGUUGCUCGAGCGCCCUCUGCUCCGCCCUCUGAGCACGGCACCAUGGCGACGGCCAGCGGCCGCUGGUGGACAGCACAGCAGGUGUCCUUCCCAGAGCCGCCGAGGGUGGAACAUUCGGAAGCAUUCUGGAACCGUCUGAACCAAUCGCGGCAGAGCUAGACAUAUCCAUCCCUCCUGCCUUUUAGAAUAAUGUAUUUUUUACCUUGUGUACUUGAUGGCGCAUUUCUGUUGUAGUGUGCAAAAACAGCAUUUCUUUCUGGCUGCCUGUUUCUCUCUCUCUCUCUCGCUCUCUCUCUCUCGAAUGUGCAAACUUGCAGAUGCGACUCAUACUGCCUCGGCAAGCACAGCCUUGCUCCUCGAGAAGCAGGAGUCUCUAGCAUGCUUCUUCUUCCUGCUCUGCAUGAUCAUGCCUUGUGCUCCUGAUUUAGGGAAGAUGGGGGCAGAGGUGGGCCUCUUCCCCUGCAUUAUUUUAUCAGCUGAAGCUGUGGCUGGGCUGCGCUCUAGCCAGACCAACAGGCUCGCGCAUAAUGUACCUCUGUUGUCCAAAACCAGCUGUUUGUUCGGAAUAAUAGAGUUACCAACUUCUUGGAACUAAGUUUUACUGCUUUUAUUAACUUGGACUCCACGCUUUAAAUAUGUUUUGAAGGGUUUAUAAAUCAAACGGCUUGGCACAGAGGCUUUCUGUUGUGCACUUAAAGAAAAAAUGGAAAAAAAAAACAGUGCAUGUCUUGUCUGGUUUGAGGGUUCCUCUACCCUGGCUUUAAAGGCCUGUGAACCCCGCUGACUCCGCCCUCUCCCUUCAGAGAUCCAGCUCUGUCCAUUGCACCAGGGUCACACUUAAAAAAAAAAGAAAAAAAAAGGUCUUUAUAAAAGAACCGUGAGAACACCACCUCAGUGUUUCCACUAAGAAAGGAAGAGGUGCAAGGUUUUGAGUCCGUGUCCUUUCCUUUCCCCUCUCCUUCAGUCGCUCACCUUUAUUUUAAUUUGAGGCUGGCUGUCCCUGUACCUUCUGUUGUAUCCCUGCGUGUGCAUUCCCACGGUCACCUGCUUCCUUUUUCCCUGCCUGUAGUUAUCGAGUGCCAGGGGAUAGAUGGGUAAUUUAGAAUUGGUACACUGGUGUACAAAUAAUCAUGGUGAAUGGGGAUGAAACACAUGCCUUUUUGUCUGUUCAGAGUAUUCUUUUUGUUCUCUGUUUAUUUUUUUUAAACUGCAUGGAAGGUUGUCUGUGUUGUGACACAGAAUUGCAUACCCUUUUUCACGUGUUUAUUCAAUAAUAAACUGUAUUAAUAACUUGCAAAGUUAUUGUAUUGUUUUAAACACUUGCACAUUGUAAGGGUCUGGGGUGUUUGGGGUUUUUUCCCUGUGAUGAUUAUUUUUGAGUACUUUACAUAGGGAAUAUUGCCUCUUGACAAGCUGCAUUUAAGUGACCACUAAUUACUU